Messenger RNA from Phaeodactylum tricornutum CCAP 1055/1, 2385 nucleotides. RefSeq lists its product with no specific name. The transcript is spliced from 6 exons. The record is from RefSeq and is a predicted model, not a curated record. Gene Ontology annotation, cellular component: membrane. The coding region runs from base 1 to 2385 and encodes 794 amino acids. Gene Ontology annotation, biological process: transmembrane transport. Lineage: Eukaryota; Bacillariophyta; Bacillariophyceae; Surirellales; Neidiaceae. Gene Ontology annotation, molecular function: transmembrane transporter activity.
AUGUAUAAGAACUCCACCGGCGUCGCUUCCGCCCCGCUGGAAGAAGAAGGAAAUAUUCCUCCUCUAGUAGCGGCCCAUGUGCCCUCCUACGGAACAGGCGACGAAUCAGAACCAGAUCCUGUUCGAGUGAUGAUCGACGAAGACGUUGCCUCGGAAGAAGUACCUCUCGUUGUCACUCAUGACGAUGAUAAAGAUGCGAUUCCCCAGUUCCGGGAUGUACCGUUCGCCGUCCUGUUUCUCAUUCACGCCACAUUGAUGGUAUGGCUGGGAAUCUUUGUUGCACCCAAAGGAUACUCCAAAAUCAAUAUUGAUUUUGACAUGAUCGAAAAGGAAAUGCGCAAAGGAGACGAUAUGAGUGAGCAAGAUAUUGCGGAUUUUGAGAGGUUUGUUGCGUUUGUGGGCAAGUACGCACAAGUCUACCCGAAACGCAUUCUCCUAUCCUUUGUUUUUCCGACAGCCCUCUUGGCAUUUGUGAUUGCUCUUUUCACAACCAUCUACGUGGUUAAACCUUGUCCCAAAACGCUAACCUACGCAAGUUUGGUUGGAUCCUUUGCCUUUACGGCCAUUGUCAUGAUUUCAUCGUCCGUUCUGAAUAAUAGCCUGUUUGGUGCUGUGAUGACCAUUGUCGCUCUCGGUGCGGUUGCAUACUACGUAUGUGCUGCCUGGCGUAUGGUUCCGUUCGCGGCGGUCAAUCUGAAAGUGGCUUUGAUAGGCAUGAGCCGCAACUGCGGAGUGUAUCUCGUUGCCUUCUUCGCAUCGGAGCUCGGAUUUCUGUGGCCCAUCUACUGGGUCUACGUACUGAUUGGCGUAUCGGUCGACCGCAAUGAUAAGUGUGAAAAGGCACACCCGGGGGCAAAUUUUGAUAUGAGCUCGAAUGAUUUUGACGAUGUGUGCCAUCCUCCACCGUUGGUGUUUCUCCUGUUCUUGCUUUCGCUCUAUUGGACAAGCACCGUCCUUUUGAACACGGUACAAGUAUCGGUUGCAGGUGUUAUGGCAACAUGGUGCUUCGACAAGCGCGACGCUGAUCAUUGUUGUUCCCCAGCAGUAUUUGGUUCAGUGUACCGUAGCAUGACCUAUUCCUUUGGUUCAAUAUGUCUUGGGUCUUUGCUACAAGCUCUCAUUUCUGUAUUUCGGUACAUAGUGGAAAGUGCCCGAAGCCAGAGGGAGCGAAAUGACGGUGGGGGUGCUUGUGGCAACAUUCUGCUCUGCAUUCUGGAAUGCUUCGCCAAGCUACUCGAAGAUGUCAUCGAUUACUUCAAUCAAUGGGCGUAUGUAUUUGUUGGAAUCUAUGGCUAUUCGUAUCUCGAAAGUGGCCGACGAGUGAUUGAGCUGUUUCGAGCACGAGGCUGGACGGCGAUAAUCAACGACAAUUUGGUGGGAUAUGUAUUGGGCUUCACAACCGUUCUGAUCGGUGUUCUGACCGGUGCCACCGCUUUGCUGCUCGAAUUUACUGUUUCUCGGAGCAAGCUUGAAGCGAAUUCUGAGUACGAGUCUUACAUUUUCGGUCCUAUUCCAGGGUGGAGGUGGUGGGCUUUCGGCAUUGGAUUUUUUGUGGGAAUAUGGGUUUCAAGCGUUGUGAUGAAUGUUGUCAAGGCAGCAGUGAACACUUUGGUUGUGUGCUGGGCUGACUCACCGGCAGUAGUGGAAAUGAACCACCCUCGAUUGACAUCAGAGAUGGCAGAUUCGUGGUUGCAACUACGGUAUCGCAAGGUCUGGCAACUGAAAGAUGAGAAAUCUUCCAUCUGCUACGAUGCGGAUUUGGAUGAUCCUGUCUCCAAUCGACAUCGCCUUGUGAUCAAGACUACGGAAAGCAGCAAAGCUACGACUUUGUUCUCUACUUUUCACGCUACUCUACACAGAAUGGCUAACGCCUGUAUAUCUGGUCGGAACACGAGGAGGUAUCAGAUCUCGUGCCGGCGAUUCAUUCAAUUGUUAUUUUUGUUGGCGGCGGCUGUUUCCGCAAUUUCGGGACAUCGGCAAACCUUCGUCCGCGUUCACAACCAACCGCAGAUAUCAUCAGCAUUAUCAUGGAAUAUAGAAGCAGGAUCAUACGACGAAAAAAUCGCCCUUAGAAUAGCUUCCUUUCCGAGAGGCGGCUCAGAUACUGAUGUCGAAGGAGGCGAAAGCGAUGAGUACGACGAGGAUAGAGAAGUAGAAGAAGACGAGUACGACGAUGAAAGUGACGAAGGGGAUGAUGACGAAAAAGUUGUACCAAUUGAAAUAAGCAUUGAAAAAUACGAUGAGCCACUGGUCGCAUCGCCAAUGAUAAAUCUAUACGCCUCGUUCGGUGUGAUGAUGCUAGCACGAAGAAUCGACCUUUUCAACCCAAUCGUCGUUCGUGUCGCACGGCAAAAUCUGCCGAUGAUAGGACUCCAAUCACUCUAA